Anthonomus grandis grandis is the source of this 847-nucleotide messenger RNA. RefSeq names its product luc7-like protein 3. The transcript is spliced from 3 exons. Lineage: Eukaryota; Metazoa; Arthropoda; Insecta; Coleoptera; Curculionidae. The record is from RefSeq and is a predicted model, not a curated record. Bases 41 to 847 code for a protein of 268 amino acids.
AUUUUUUUUGACAGAAACACUAUAAAAAAAGUUAUUAAUAAUGGACGACAAAAAUAUGAUGAAUAUUGAUACGGUGAUGGAAGAUAUGCAGAACUUUUUAAACGGUUCUGCAAAUACAGUAAAAAGUACCGAAAUCGCAAAAGAAGUGCGGCUGGUGGAGAUUGGCCCAAAUAAUCCAGCUUAUUGGGCGGAAAUAUUCAGAAAGCAAGCCAACAAUUUGCCAGAACCUCCUCAGUAUAAUCGCGAAAUAAGGGAUAAUGAACAAAAUAAAAGCAAUAGGAAAGCCGAAGCAGAAAAAGAAGACGAAGAAAAAGAAAGACAAAUCUGGAUAAGGCAGAGGAGAGAAGAAGGAAGAAUGAGAGAGCAGAGAAUCAGAGAGGAAAGAAUGAGAGAGAAAAGAAUUAGAGAGCAGAGAAUAAGAAGAGAAAUGGAAGUGACUCCGAGAGUGGAAGAAGAUACGGGGAGGAAUAGGGGAAGAAUGAAUAGAAGUAGGAGUAAAAGUAGAGACACAUACAGCAGAAGGCGACAUGAAAGACAAGAAGAAAGAAGAGAAAGGGAUAGAACUAGAAGUAGGGAUAGUUAUGAAAGUAGGAGGGGAGAUAGAGGGGAAGAAGUUCAUAACAGAGGAAGGAUACGUGGACGCGGCAGAGGAAGGGACGAGAGGAUGGGGAACGGUGGUCGAUAUGUCCAUCCUCAUCGUGGUCGCGGACGUGGGCGUCGGGAAAUUGCAAACACCCAGACAUCAAGACGACAGCCACAGCAAGUUGGGUCUGGUGUUGUUGGGUGUUUGCAAUUUAACAACAUUGCGUCUAUGGUUGAGUUUACAAAACAAUUUUUCAAUAAAUAA